Tachyglossus aculeatus (Australian echidna) is the source of this 16805-nucleotide messenger RNA. RefSeq names its product vacuolar protein sorting 13 homolog D (gene VPS13D). The record is from RefSeq and is a predicted model, not a curated record. Lineage: Eukaryota; Metazoa; Chordata; Mammalia; Monotremata; Tachyglossidae. The transcript is spliced from 70 exons. Gene Ontology annotation, molecular function: protein binding. Gene Ontology annotation, biological process: protein targeting to vacuole; protein retention in Golgi apparatus; mitochondrion organization. Gene Ontology annotation, cellular component: extrinsic component of membrane. Bases 159 to 13334 code for a protein of 4391 amino acids.
CCGGCCCCAGCGGCCCCCGGCGCCAUUGACGAGCGGGACGGGCCGCGUUGUGCCGGGCCGCGCUGCGAGGGGACACGGGCAGGCAUUUCUAUAACCAUGAGAGAAAGAAACGGAGAAUGAUGGCAGAAUCGUAAAAAUCAUCUUCUCAAGGCACAGUCAUGUUGGAAGGUCUUGUAGCGUGGGUUCUCAAUACCUAUUUGGGCAAAUAUGUCAAUAACCUGAACACAGAUCAACUCUCUGUGGCCCUUCUCAAAGGUGCUGUUGAGCUAGAAAAUUUGCCCCUCAAGAAAGAUGCCUUGAAGGAACUGGAAUUGCCGUUUGAAGUGAAAGCAGGUUUCAUUGGGAAGGUAACAUUACAGAUCCCCUUUUAUCGCCCCCAUGUGGACCCCUGGGUGAUCUCCAUCUCCAAGCUCCAUUUAAUUGGCGCCCCUGAAAAACUACAGGACUUCAACGAUGAAAAGGAGAAAUUACUGGAAAAAGAGCGAAAAAAAGCACUACUUCAAGCCUUGGAAGAAAAAUGGAAAAAUGAACGUCAGCAGAAAGGAGAAUCCUACUGGUAUUCAGUUACUGCGUCUGUGGUCACAAGAAUUGUAGAAAAUAUUGAAUUAAAAAUUCAAGAUGUCCAUUUGCGGUUUGAAGAUGAUGUCACUAAUCCCUCCUGCCCUUUUGCAUUUGGCAUCUGCAUCAAAAAUGUUUCCAUGCAAAAUGCCAUGAAUGAACCUGUACAAAAAUUAAUGAGGAAAAAGCAAUUAGAUGUAGCCGAUUUCAGUAUCUACUGGGAUGUCGAUUGCACUUUAUUGGGAGAUCUGCCUCCAGUGGAUUUACAGGAGGCGAUGGAUAAAAAUAUGGAGAGCCGUGAUCACCACUAUAUCUUGGAGCCUAUCUGCACUUCUGCCCUUUUGAGAAGAAACUGCUCCAAGGAGCCUCUGAGGUCCCGCCAAACUCCCCGAUUAGAGUGUGAUAUCCAGCUAGAAACCAUUCCGUUGAAGCUUUCUCAGCUGCAAUACCGGCAAAUCAUGGAGUUCUUAAAGGAGUUGGAACGAAAAGAAAGACAGCUAAAAUUCCGAAAAUGGAAACCAAAGGUGGCAAUAUCUGAAAACUGCAGAGAAUGGUGGUAUUUUGCUCUGAAUGCCAAUAUGUCUGAGAUCCGAGAGCAGAGGGAGCAUUCUACUUGGGACUUUGUUUUGCACAGAGCCCGCGAUGCUGUGUUUUACACUGAGAGGUAUUUCAGUAAGCUGAAAGGAAUUCCACUGUCUGCAGACGAAGAGGGGGAAAUAUGUCGUAUUGAGGAAGAGCAGUCCUUUGAGGAGCUGAAGAUCUUGCAUGAGCUGGUACAUGACCGAUUCCACAAGCAGGAAGAACUGGUGGAGAGCUUGCGGGAGCCUCUCUCGGAUUCUCCAGGAGUUUCUCCCGUGGAUCCAGCAGCCAGUGGUGGCAGUGGGAUGCUACAGUACCUUCAGUCUUGGUUUCCUGGUUGGGGUGGCUGGUCUGGUCAACAAACCCAGGAAGGGAGACAAAUUGAGGGAUUGCCUCCAGAGCAGGAACAAUGGAAUCCUGAAGAAAUAUUAGGCACCGAUGAAUUUUUUGAUCCAACUGCAGAUGCCUCUUGCAUGAAUACAUUUACUAAGCGAGAUCAUGUCUUUGCUAAACUGAAUUUGCAGCUGCAGGGUGGCACAGUGACAUUGUUAUACCAGGAGAAAGGGACUCCUCAAACAAAUGAAACUGCCUUCAUAAAGCUUGAGUUUUCAGGGGUAAAACUGUUGGCAGAAUCUCUUCCUCGUCGAAAUUCUUCCUUACUCUUAGUUCGUUUGGGUGGCCUCUUUCUUCGAGAUCUGGCGACAGAAGGAACCAUAUUUCCCCUUCUUGUUUCUCCUAAUCCGCAAAAAGAAGUUGGAAGCGCCUCGCAAUUCUUUGGUCUCCAGACAUCUUCAGAAAGGAGUGAGCCCUGCCCUGCUGCUGAUCCUGAUGCUCCCGUAUUUGAGAUGCUCUAUGAGAGAAACCCGGCCCACAGCAAUUUUGAGAGACGGUUGAAUGUCAGCACUAGACCUUUGAACAUCAUUUACAACCCCCAAGCCAUUAAGAAAGUAGCAGAUUUUUUCUACAAGGGAAAGGUUCAUGCAUCAGGUUUUGGCUAUCAGUCUGAACUUGAGUUGAGAGUGGCCGAAGCUGCCCGAAGACAGUAUAACAAGCUGAAGAUGCAAACUAAGGCAGAAAUCCGGCAAACCAUUGACCGUUUGUUAGUGGGUGAUUUCAUUGAUGACAGCAAACAUUGGUCAGUGCGGUUGGAUAUUUCUGCCCCUCAGGUGAUAUUCCCCGAUGAUUUCAAAUUCAAGAAUCCGGUGUUAGUCGUAGUGGACUUGGGGAGAAUUUUACUAACCAAUACUCAAGAUGAGUUUAAAAAGAAAACUGCCCAAGGUUCAUCAUCUGAGACAAAUGAGCUGAGUGAUGAGGAGUACAAGACACCUCUUGCCACACCUCCGAAUACUCCACCACCUGAAGCCAGUCCCAGUAACGAGGCAAAAACCCCUCCAUUUGCAGGAGUUGGGUUCAGCGAAGAGCAGCUUCAGGCCCGUUUGAUGAGCACAAAAAUGUAUGAAAGAUACUCAUUGUCCUUCCUGGACCUCCAGAUCAUGGUCGGGCGAGUGAAUGACAACUGGAAACACGUUCAGGAGAGUGAUGUGGGCCCAACGCAUGUGGUGGAGAAAUUCAAUGUCCACCUGCAAUUAGAACGUCGGUUGAUUUAUACUUCAGAUCCCAAAUACCCAGGAGCUGUCCUCUCUGGCAGUUUACCAGACUUGAAAAUCCAUAUUAAUGAAGAUAAAAUAUUCGCUCUGAAGAAUUGCUUUGCACUUUUGAGCACCUCAGAAGCAAAGUCUUCAGACACCCUGAUCAAGGAGAAGAUUUUUAACGAAGAGGACCCGGCUGGGAGCUUGCAAGACUCAGUAAUGAACUUAACCCAAAGCAUCGUGAUAUUGGAACAGCACACCCGGGAGGUCCUGGUAGAGUCACAACUACUUUUAGCUGAAUUUAAAGUUAACUGUAUGCAGCUGGGUGUGGAGAGUAAUGGUCGUUAUAUCUCUGUACUCAAGGUAUUUGGUACCAAUGCUCAUUUUGUAAAGAGGCCUUAUGAUGCCGAGGUAUCCCUAACUGUGCAUGGUUUAUUACUGGUAGACACCAUGCAGACCUAUGGCUCUGAUUUUGACCUUCUCAUGGCUUCACACAAGAACUUGAGCUUUGAUAUUCCAACAGGAAGCCUUCGGGAUAGCAGGGCUCAAUCUCCCAUUUUGGGACCGAGUGGAGUCCAUGUAUUUGACGCAGCUGCUCUGAAUGACCGUUGCUUCGCGGCCGCUAACGUUUCGCUCGACAACAUUCUCACCAAAGAUCAAGAGUCUCUCAUUAAGUUGGAGUACCAAUUUGUGAGUUCUGAAUGCCCUUCAAUGAAUUUGGACAGCACACUCCAGGUAAUAUCGCUUCAGGUGAAUAAUUUGGAUAUCAUUCUGAACCCGGAAACGAUCGUGGAGCUGAUUGGCUUUCUGCAAAAAUCCUUCCCCAAAGAGAAGGAGGAUGCCAGCCCCCAGCCUUCAGUGAUGGAUUUUGAGAGAAGUUUUCAGGAGCAGGAAACCUAUCAGUUGACUUACGAGCAAAAUACAGAGGUAGCGGUAGACAUUCACAGACUGAACCUGCUACUCUUCAGGACGGUGGGAAUGACAAAUGGAGAAAAAUAUGGCCGAAAAAUUGCAACUGCAAGUAUUGGUGGCACCAAAGUUAAUGUUUCAAUGGGGAGCAGGGUUGAUGUGAACGGGUCACUUGGUUGCUUGCAGCUUAUGGACCUGACACAAGAGAAUGUCAAGAAUCAGUAUGUGGUCAGCAUCGGGAACACACUAAGCUACGAAAACAUCAUCAGUGACAUUGGCCACUUUGAGUCAGUCUCUGUUAAAAUGGAGGACACAGGCCUCACGGAAGCCUUAAGCUUCACAUUCAUUGAAAAGUCGAAGCAGGAGUGUUCCCUCAACCUCAAAAUGGCCUCGCUGCAUUAUAAUCAUUCGGCCAAGUUUUUGAAAGAGUUAACAUUAUCCAUGGAUGAACUUGAAGAGAAUUUCCGGAUCAUGCUGAAAAGUGCCGCCACUAAAGUCACCACCGUGUUGGCCACCAAAACGGCCGAGUACAGUGAAAUGGUCUCUCUCUUUGAAACUCCGCGGAAGCCCCGGGACUCUUUUAACGUAGAAGAGAAUGUGAUGUGUGGAUUGGACCCAACCACAGUAGCUACAGACACUGUCAAGCUCAUCUUAAAUGUGAACAUAGAAUCUCCCGUUGUUUCCAUACCCCGUAAGCCCGGAAGUCCCGAACUGUUGGUAGGGCACUUGGGCCAAAUCUUCAUUCAGAAUUUUGUGGCGGGAACAGAUGAGUCAAGAAGUGACCGGCUGCAGGUGGAAAUUAAAGACAUCAAACUGUACUCUUUGAACUGCACCCUACUGGGAGGCAGGAAGGGGUCCGGAUCUGAAGCCAGCCAAACACCCCGUCCACCCUCUGGGGCGGCCAGUGCCAGUAGCCAGGAAGAUACGUAUUUCACUCGCCAUGAUUUUUUUGAGUCACUGCAAAGAGGUCAAGCUUUCCACAUACUGAACAACACCACCAUCCAGUUUAAAUUGGAAAAGAUCCCAGUGGAGAGAGAAUCUGAGUUGACCUUCUCCCUUAACCCUGAUGACUUAGGAAUUUCCAGCAUUAUGAAGAUAGAAGGAAAAUUUGUCAACCCAGUUCAGGUGGUGUUGGCCAAACAUGUGUAUGAGCAAGUUUUGCAAACCCUUGACAAUCUAGUCUACAGUGAAGACUUGAAUAGGUUUUCAUCCAGCACUACCUCAUCCCCAUGUGCCAGUUCCCCUCCCACUUCCCUCAAUGUAGGCAGUGAGCUCUCCAGCGAACGAAAAGAAAAUGGGCUGUUUAGCCAUUCGAGCUUUUCUAAUGCUUCUCAGAAGUCCUUAUCUGUAAGGGAAAUCAAAGCCUUUACCCAGAUACAAGCCAAUUUUCACAUUGCAGAACUUCAGGUCCAGCUAAGUGGUGAUCUUACCCUGGGGGCUCAGGGCCUUGUUAGCUUAAAGUUUCAAGAUUUCGAUGUUGAGUUCAGUAAAGAUCACCCUCAGACUUUGUCCAUUCAGAUUGCAUUGGGUUCUCUGCUGAUGGAAGACCUGUUGGAGAGGAAUCCGGACUCUAAGUAUAAGAACCUGAUGAUGUCUCGGGGAGCACCCAAACCAUCCAACUUGGUGCAUAAAGAAUAUCUUUCCCAGUCUUGCCCUUCAGUGUCCAAUGUGGAAUAUCCCGAUAUGCCCCGGUCUCUGCCUUCCCAUAUGGAAGAAGCCCCCAAUGUCUUUCAGCUGUACCAAAGGCCUAUUAGUGCAUCUCGGAAAAAGCAAAAGGAUAACAAAGAGGAGGACUACCCCUUGACCCCGCCUCCCUCCCCGACAUUAGAUGAGCCCAGGGUGCUUUGUGGAAAGAGUAACUUCGAUGAUUCCUUGGUUCAUAUCAAUGUAUUCCUGGUGGACAAAAAGCAUCCAGAAUUUUCUUCUAGCUACAACUGUGUCAACCGGAGCAUCGAUGUUGAUUUCAACUGUCUGGAUGUGCUGAUCACCCUGCAAACCUGGGUGGUGAUAUUGGACUUUUUUGGGAUCGGAUCUACCGCAGACAAUCAUGCUAUGAAAUUGCAGCCUGAAGACGUUCAGCAGACCGUCAGGUCAGAGGCAAACGCUGCACCAGAAUCUGAUCUCCAGGAUCCAGUGAACACCAAGUUAGACCUCAAGGUUCAUUCCCUGUCACUUGUGCUGAAUAAGACUACCAGUGAAUUAGCUAGAGCUAACGUGUUCAAACUUAUUGCUCACUGGGAAAUGAUUGAGGGAGAUCUGACCUUACAGGGAAGCAUCGGAAGCCUGUCUCUAAGUGACCUUACCUCCCAUGGAGAGUUUUACCGAGAACGGUUUACGACAAGUGGGGAAGAAGCACUCAUCUUCCAGAUUUUCAAAUACGGACGACCCGAUGUAUUACUCCAGAGAGAGCACGAUGUCCGUGUGAGCCUCCAGAUGGCCUCUGUUCAGUAUGUGCAUACUCAGCGCUUUCAGGCAGAGGUGGUGGCUUUUAUCCAGCACUUCACUCAGCUGCAAGAUGUCCUGGGACGCCAGAGAGCCGCCAUCGAGGGCCAGACGGUGAGGGAUCAAGCCCAGCGGGGUUCCCGGGUUCUCCUGGAUAUUGAGGCUGGCGCUCCUGUUCUCCUCAUCCCAGAAAGCUCCAGAUCUAACAAUCUCAUCGUAGCAAAUCUGGGGAAAUUGAAAGUCAAGAACAGAUUUCUCUUUGCAGGCAGCUCUGGAACGUUCUCAUUACAAGACAAGGAGUCAGUUCCCUUAUCUUCUCCUCAGGAUACUCCCAAGCACAGCAUGAAGAAAACAGUAAGUGUAGAAGACUCGAAGGGGAGUCCAUCAGAAGGGCUCUUCAUGGGCUCCCCAGCCGGGGAGAACAUUGCUCGACUGAAGAGUGAGCCCAUGCUCAGUGCCCUGACCAAACAGCAAGCAAAAUCACCUGCCAGCCAAAUUCCUCAUAGUCCAGAGGAGCAUAUUUGUCUGUUGGACUGUAUUGUGGUGGAUCUGCAGGAUAUGGACAUCUUUGCUGCAGAGAGACAUCCUAAGGAGUAUUCUAAGACUUUGGAGGACACCAGUGGAGAUCUUGUCUUUCCCUCCUACUCUGUCAGACAGACAGGAGGCAGCCUCUUAACUGAACCCUGUAGGCUCAAAUUGCAAGUGGAGAGGAACUUGGACAAGGAGAUAAGUCAUAUGGUGCCAGACAUAUCAAUUCGUGGCAACCUCUCCUCAGUCCACUGCUCCCUGGAUUUGUGUAAAUAUAAGCUGAUUCGAGGUCUAUUAGAGAACAACCUUGGAGAGCCCAUAGAGGAAUUUAUGCGACCUUACGACUUACAAGACCCAAGAAUUCAUACUGUGCUAAGUGGAGAAGUGUACACUUGUAUGUGUUUCCUCAUUGACAUGGUAAACGUAAGUCUGGAACUUAUAGAUUCGAAAGGAAAAGAAGAAACUGGUUCUUUAGCCAGAUUUGACUUUAAGAAAUGUAAGCUGCUCUUUGAAAGUUUUUCAAACCAAACCAAGUCCAUAAAUCUGGUUUCCCAUUCGAUGAUGGGUUUUGACACCCGUUAUGCUGGCCAGAAGACAAGCCCAGGCAUGCCAAAUGUGUUCAACUGCAUCUUCCAACCCUCCAAGACUAGUCCCGCCCAUGGGUCCAUUCAGAUUGAACUGCAUUUCAGAUCUACUAAGGAUUCCUCCUGCUUCACAGUUGUCCUGAACAACCUCCGGGUGUUCCUCAUAUUUGACUGGCUGCUGCUGGUUCAUGAUUUUCUUCAUACUCCCAGUGAUGUGAAGAAACUGGAAAAUGUUACUCCUCCGCGUCAGCGCCAUUACAGCAGUGAAACGGCUGUGGUUCCCAAAGCUGUGAAAAGUGGAGUGGUGACCAAACGGUCUUCCCUUCCUGUGUCUACGGAGAGGCACCUGGAGGUCAAGAUUAAUGUAACAGGUACUGAAUUUGUGGUGGUUGAAGACACAUCCUGCUUUGAUACGAAUGCCAUUAUCCUGAAAGGGACCACCGUGCUCACAUACAAACCCAAAUUUAUAGAUCGCCCUUUUUCGGGCAGCUUGUUUGGCAUUGAGGUUUUUUCAUGCCGCCUGGGGAAUGAGCAGGACACGGCCCUGUCCAUUGUGGAUCCAGUGCAAAUUCAAGUUGAAUUGGUGGGGAAUUCUUCCUAUAAGAACAGUUCUGGAUUGAUGGAUGCAUUUAAUAGUGAAGACUUCCCGCCCAUUCUGGAGAUUCAUUUACAGGCGCUGGAUAUCAGACUCUCUUAUAAUGAUGUUCAGCUGUUUCUUGCCAUUGCAAAAUCCAUCCCAGGACAAACCAGCAUUGCAGUGCCAGACACUGAGGUCUUGGAAGGAGAUUCUGUUGUUAGUAACCUUUCUGGUUCAACCCGGAUGAAUGAGGCCUCGUCAUCGGCUUCUGAAAACAGAGACUCCACUAGGCAUGUCUUGGAUCCUGUCCUGGAGCUGCAACUGAUACACCUGCAGGAACUGGGUUUUAGUAUGGAAGACUGUCGCAAAGCUCUCUUAGUGUGCCAAGGCCAGUUAAAAAAAGCCGCAAGUUGGUUGUUUAAGAAUGCAGAACCUUUGAAGUCUCCCUCACUGGCCUCUAGUAAUAGAGAUAGCCAAGGAACCGUGUCAACACAGUUGAUAUCUGGGGUGGAGAUUAAAGCUGAAAACGUGUGCAUCUGUUUUAUUGAUGACUGCAUGGACUGCGAUGUUCCCCUUGCUGAGCUGACCUUUUCCCGUUUGAAUUUUCUACAGCAUGUGAGAGCAAGCCCUGAAGGGUAUGCACAUUUUACUCUCUCUGGAGAUUAUUAUAACCGUGCACUCUCGGGCUGGGAGCCAUUUAUAGAGCCGUGGCCAUGUUCUGUAUUCUGGCAGCAGCAGUCAGCCAGCCGACUCCACCCUCCUAGGCUGAAGUUAGAAGCCAGGGCCAAACAUCGUCUAGAUGUCAACAUCACCUCAGUCCUCAUGGAUCAGUAUGUCAGCACCAAGGAGUCAUGGAUGGCCGAUUACUGUAAGCAGGAUAAGGAAGAGGGAGCCACAAAAUCAGAAGGUUGGAUGGGGUCGUCUGUGGAUCCUCCGAGCUUUGGACAGAGCCUCCCCCUUGUCUACCUUAGAACUAGGAGUACAGCCAGUCUGACUAACCUAGAACACCAGAUCUAUGCUAGAGCUGAAAUGAAAACUCCAAAGCGAAGGCAGCCCUUUGUCCCCUUUGCACUGAGGAAUCACACGGGAUGCACACUGUGGUUUGCCACGCUAACAACUACUCCUACCCGGGCAGCCCUAUCUCACAGCGGAAGCCCAGGCCUCGUUCCCGAAGGAAACCGAACGUUCAUUGAUGAUGGUCACAAUGUCAGCGAGUGGCGGGAAGUACUCACAGGAGAAGAGAUUCCGUUUGAAUUUGAGACUAGAGGAAAGUUAAGGCACAGGCACACCCAUGACCUCAGAAUUCACCAGCUGCAAGUGAGAGUGAAUGGCUGGGAACGAGUGAGCCCGGUGUCCGUGGACAAAGUUGGAACCUUUUUCCGAUACGCAGCCCCUGACAAGAAUUCAUCGUCAUCCACCAUUGGCAGUCCAAGUAGCAGGACAAAUAUAAUACAUCCCCAGGUCUAUUUCUCUUCACUGCCCCCUGUUCGGGUGGUCUUUGCCGUGACCAUGGAAGGCAGCGCAAGGAAGGUGAUCACUGUGCGCUCAGCCCUGAUCGUGAAGAACAAGCUGGAGUCGCCAAUGGAACUGAGGCUGGACAGCCCGUCGGCCCCUGACAAACCUGUAGUGCUUCCAGCAGUCAUGCCAGGAGAUUCGUUUGCCAUCCCAUUGCACCUCACCUCCUGGCGGUUGCAAGCCAGGCCCAAAGGAAUGGGAGUGUUUUUUUGUAAAGUUCCCAUUCACUGGACCAAUGUCGUGAAGUCAGCUGAAGUUAGUAGCAGCAAAAGAGAGUGCCAUUCUAUGGAUACAGAAAACAGCCGGUUUUUCAGGUUCUGUGUGGCUAUAAAGAAAGAAAAUUAUCCAGAUUACAUGCCCUCAAACAUAUUUUCUGACAGUGCUAAACAGAUUUUCAGACAGCCUGGGCAUACCAUUUAUCUCUUGCCAACUGUGGUAAUCUGUAACUUGCUACCUUGUGAACUCGACUUUUAUGUUAAGGGGAUGCCAAUUAAUGGGACACUGAAACCUGGCAAAGAGGCAGCCUUGCACACAGCUGAUACAUCUCAGAACAUUGAGCUGGGGGUGUCGUUAGAAAACUUUCCACUUUGUAAAGAGCUACUCAUUCCUCCUGGCACCCAAAACUAUGUAGUGCGAAUGCGACUAUAUGAUGUCAACCGACGGCAAUUCAACCUCACUAUACGUAUUGUCUGUAGAGCAGAAGGGUCUCUAAAGAUCUUCAUUUCUGCCCCAUACUGGCUAAUCAACAAAACUGGGUUACCGCUGAUCUUCCGACAGGACAAUGCCAAGACAGAUGCUGCAGGGCAGUUUGAAGAACAUGAACUGGCCAGGAGCCUGAGCCCACUUUUAUUCUGCUAUGCUGAUAAAGAGCAGCCAACUCUCUGCACAAUGCGGAUUGGCAGGGGAAUUCAUCCUGAAGGCAUGCCCGGCUGGUGUCAGGGUUUUUCACUGGAUGGAGGCAGUGGGGUCCGAGCCCUUAAAGUAAUUCAGCAAGGAAACCGACCUGGUCUGAUUUAUAACAUCGGCAUUGACGUCAAGAAAGGUCGAGCACGUUAUAUCGACACCUGCAUGGUCACCUUUGCACCCCGCUAUCUACUAGAUAAUAAAUCAUCCCACAAACUUGCUUUUGCCCAAAGAGAAUUUGCCAGGGGGCAGGGAACUUGCAACCCUGAGGGCUAUCUUUCCACCCUUCCUGGUUCCAGUGUGGUGUUCCACUGGCCCCGAAAUGAUUAUGACCAGCUACUGUGCGUCAGGUUGAUGGACAUUCCCAACUGUAUUUGGUCUGGAGGCUUUGAGGUCAACAAGAAUAACUCCUUCCAUAUCAAUAUGAGGGACACCCUGGGCAAAAGUUUCUUCCUACGAGUGGAAAUUACCCUCCGAGGUGCCACGUACCGAAUCGCAUUCAGUGAUACCGAUCAGUUACCCCCUCCUUUUCGCAUAGACAACUUUUCCAAGGUCCCUGUUGUCUUUACUCAGCACGGGGUGGCCGAGCCCAGGCUCCGCACUGAAGUGAAACCCAUGACCUCAUUGGAUUAUGCGUGGGAUGAACCCACCCUGCCACCUUUCAUCACACUGACAGUUAAAGGAGCAGGCUCCUUGGAAAUCAGCUGCAGCAUGAAUGAUUUCCAGGACAACCAACAGCUUUAUUAUGAAAACUUCAUUUACAUCGCCGCGACACACACGUUCUCAGGUUUGCAGGAGGGAACCGGAAGACCGGGUGCUUCCAACAAGGAUGUUGCAUGUGCAGAGCUCGUCCUCGAUGUCUCUCCGAAGACCCAAAGAGUCAUACUAAAGAAAAAGGAGCCAGGGAAACGAUCCCAACUGUGGAGAAUGACCGGGACUGGCAUGCUGGCUCACGAGGGUUCUUCGGUGCCUCAUAACCCCAAUAAGCCUUCAACUUCCCAAACCACGAAACCUUCUGCCAUUUUAGAUAUUGCCGGCCUUGCAGCUGUCACUGAUAACAGGUACGAGCCCCUGAUGUUGAGAAAGCCAGAUCCACGGCGAAGCACAACCCAGUCAUGGAGUUUCCAAGAUGGGAAGUUGACCUGUGGGUUGCAUGGGCUCGUUGUUCAGGCAAAAGGAGGACUGUCAGGUUUACAUGAUGGGGCUGAAGUUGUCCUUGGUCCUGACACUGCUCUGGAACUCUUGGGACCAGUUCCACCUGAACAACAAUUUAUAAACCAGAAGAUGAGGCCUGGUUCUGGGAUCUUAUCAAUCAGAGUCAUCCCAGAUGGCCCUACGCGAGUUCUCCAGAUAACAGACUUCAGCCAAAGAAGAAGUGACCGUUUAUCAUAUGAAGUGGAUGAACUUCCUGUUAACGAACAAGAGCUGCGGAAGUUAAAGAAUCCAGAUACAGAGCAGGAGCUGGAAGUGCUAGUGAAAUUGGAAGGGGGGAUUGGAUUGUCCUUAAUUAACAAAGCCCCAGAAGAACUGGUUUUUACAAGCCUCAUGGGAAUUAAUGUUCACUAUACACAGUUGGCAACUAGUCAUAUGCUGGAGCUCAGUAUACAGGAUGUACAGAUUGAUAAUCAGCUCAUUGGUACCACUCAGCCUUUUAUGCUGUUUGUGACUCCUCCAAGCAAUGAGAAUGAAAUUGUCGAGACUGGUCCAGCUGUGCAAGUCAAUGCAGUGAAGUUCCCCAGUAAGAGUGCACUGACCAAUAUCUACAAGCAUCUAAUGAUCACGGCUCGGAGAUUCACGGUGCAAAUUGAGGAGAAACUGCUCCUAAAGCUGCUGAGUUUCUUUGGCUACGAUCGGGCAGAAUCAGAGGUGGAAAGUUAUGAUGAAAACCUCCACGAAAAGACGGCUGAACAGAGCGGGACACCGAAUCGAUACUACUUUGAAAAUCUUAAAAUCAGCGUGCCCCAAAUCAAACUGAGUGUGUUCACUUCCAACAAGCUUCCCUUAGAUCUCAAGGCCCUGAAAAGCACACUGGGUUUUCCAUUGAUCCGAUUUGAGGAUGCAGUGAUUAACCUAGACCCAUUCACCAGGGUCCACCCUUAUGAAACCAAGGAAUUUAUCAUUAAUGAUAUCCUCAAACACUUUCAAGAGGAACUCCUGAGUCAGGCGGCCAGGAUCCUCGGUUCAGUGGAUUUCCUUGGCAAUCCUAUGGGGCUUCUGAAUGACGUUUCAGAAGGUGUUACCGGACUGAUAAAAUAUGGAAAUGUUGGAGGCCUUAUCCGUAAUGUUACACAUGGAGUAUCAAAUUCAGCUGCAAAGUUUGCGGGCACUUUAUCAGAUGGUUUAGGGAAGACCAUGGAUAACCGGCAUCAAACUGAGCGAGAGUAUAUUCGAUAUCAUGCCGCAACAAGUGGCGAGCACCUGGUAGCCGGGAUCCAUGGGCUAGCACACGGUAUCAUUGGUGGACUGACCAGUGUAAUAACCUCAACGGUAGAAGGUGUGAAAACAGAAGGGGGAGUCAGCGGUUUUAUAUCAGGCCUUGGGAAAGGGCUGGUUGGCACAGUUACGAAGCCAGUUGCCGGUGCCUUGGAUUUUGCAUCAGAAACAGCUCAGGCCGUGAGAGACACUGCCACGCUCAGUGGCCCCAGGACACAAGCCCAGAGAGUACGGAAACCACGUUGCUGUACAGGUCCUCAAGGCCUCCUGCCCCGAUACUCAGAAAACCAGGCAGAAGGCCAGGAGCAGUUAUUCAAGUUGACAGACAACAUUCAAGAUGAGUUUUUCAUAGCAGUGGAGAAUAUCGACAGCUACUGCGUGCUCAUCUCCUCCAAAGCAGUUUACUUCUUGAAGAGCGGAGACUACGUAGACCGGGAGGCCAUUUUCCUGGAGGUCAAGUACGAUCAUCUCUUCCACUGCCUGGUGUCCAAGGACCAUGGGAAAGUGUAUGUCCAGCUGACCAAGAAAGCGGUGAACCCCAGCAGUGGAGUAGCGAUCCCAGGGCCGUCACACCAGAAGCCCAUGGUCCAUGUGAAAUCCGAGGUCCUUGCAGUCAAAUUAUCCCAAGAAAUAAACUAUGCAAAGAGCCUUUACUACGAACAGCAGCUUAUGUUGCGACUCAGCGAGAAUCAAGACCAGCUGGAGCUGGACUCCUGAACACUCCCACUGCCAGAGUGAGAAUGUCCCAGACCUGCCCCUAAGACAUUCAGGAGUGAAGAGACCUAUUUUUUGGCUGAAUUGAAAGAGAGAACAAGAAUAGGUUGCGGGGAAGGCAUCCUUGGGCAGUGAGGGAAAGCAGUGCACUACUCAGCCAGACAAACUUGAAAGCCAGGAGUCACAUUUACCAUUUGAGGGCACUUUAGAUUAUGGGGGAAGAAUUUUCAAAGGUGAUGGUGAGAGUAAUAUUAAAAAAAUCUACAUUUGAAUUGAAUUAUUAGAAUGCCCUGUAUUUUGCUAACGUGUAUAUAUGUACAACUGUGUGUUUGUAAAUAUGAAAGAAUGUUUCAGAAUAUGGGCCGGGGAUGUAAAGGUUUGUUUACUGUAAAACAGUUCGUACUCUACUGAAUCUUCUAUUGCACUAAUUCUAUGCAUCUUCUACAGGACACUGUGUGAGUGGUAGAAGGGUAUUCUUGAGAGCGAAGGAAUGUUCAUGUUCUUUAAAAAUAUGUAUAUAUAUAUAUAUAUAUCUUCCCAGGAGACUUGAGUGGCGGGUGCAUAAUCCAGUGGUCUAAAGAGCUGAACUUCAAGGGAAAAAUAUUAUUGAUUGUCCAAACUGGGGGGUGCAGCCUGUUCCCUGGCAUUCAAAACCAAAAAUUCCCUUUCGUGCUCAAAUUUGGGUGUGGGUGUGACCCUCUGAGGCUUUGCCUGUGGCUUGGGGGCCACCUGACUUCCUGUGUCCUGACUCCAAAUCCACUCUCAGCUAAGGAGCCGGGCUCUGGAGGUCCAAUUGGUUGGUCCAAUUGAAGCCCUGAGCCUCUUUGUAAUUUUGUCCCAAAUGGAAGGAUUUUGUCAUUUAGGGAACAAUUUUUUCUUCUUUGGGCUGCCCAAAGCAUGGAAACUUUGAUAGAUUUGGGAUAAUUUGGUUUUCCUCCCUGAAAAAGAGUUGGCUUUCUGGGACCUAUCCCUUGGACUUGUAGAAGUGCCUCUAAGCACUGCUAAAGUGGGUGGAUCAGGCAUGGGUUGGAGUAGUAAUGACUCUCUGAAGCAGCCAUUAAUUUUUUUUUCAAAUCUACAUCAAACGUUAGUCAAUCUCCUCUCCUCGAAGAGAAAAGCAGGACAUAAAAAGAUCCUGCUCUUCCAAGUUGUUUCCCAUGAACUCACCCGUUUGCUGGAGUACUAGUCCCCAAAUGGGAGGGGGAAGUGACCUCCAGGUCCAGAAGCAUACUGGGAGAAAGGGAAGGAGCCUCUCGUGUUGGCUCUUCAUUUAUUUUUCCAUAUUUUCAGUGGAAGUCAGGGAAUUGUUUUUGCAAGUUGAUUUGCUAUGAUACUCUUUUUCCCCAAGCAGUUCAAGGAAUUGCCCAUAAUUCCCAGCCUGGACCAGGCCCUCUUGGAAGUUCUCCACUUCCCUCCCCUCUGGACUCCCCAAGAAGAGAAAGCGAACAAGGCCUGACUACUGUCAGCUCAUAUUUUUUAGAACUUUUUUUUUCUAUGAUAAGUAAGCAGUGGCAAAACCCUUGGAAGAGUGGCUGGUAGUGUCUUUAGAAGAAGGCCCAUGCUGAGCCUUUUUAAUUUUUAAAUGAAACUGUUGAAAACUUUUUAAGCAUUUGUUAUACAGAACAGACUCAAGAUGCGUCAGUUGAUGUGCGGAUGGUUUAAAAUCCACAACCAAUGUCCAUCCAAGACACAAAUGAAACUGAUCUCUUCUCACCAUGCGAGUCUUGCACAUUUCUAGGGAAGUUUCAUUUUUCAAUUGAAACAGAAAACAUCUCAAUACAAGUGUAUUGGCGAAACAGUGCCAUCAACUGUCGGUCCAAUCGGACUCCGGGAUCCUGAAGAUCAUCAUCAUCAAUCUGUGAACGUUUUAGAUGAAUUGUCAGGAACGGGGAGCCAGGUCCAAAGAAAGGUAAAAGUCUUUUGUUCGAGGUGGAGUUUAGGGAGAUUUUCUUGCUUAUUGCUUGGUAGGACUGGUGGUAUCUUGUGUUCAGAGGGGGUGUGUGCAGUGGAGGAGAAAGUUCUAAAUCAUAGUCAUCUGGCAUAGUGUAGUGUCCAAUGGUCCUACCAUGGGAGAUCGGCUAUUAUGACAUGAUCUUACUCCUAAUGAGCUAGUGUUCUCCUUAAGUUGUGACUGGUUCUGCAAAUGAAUCAGGAGUGCGAAGAUGGAUUGUUAUAAUGAUGUGCCGCCUCAUCCUGCAGCUUGAAUGCCUGGUCCACACUCCAGUUGCUCUUGGAAAUCUAGUCAUUUGCACAUUCUUUCUUGGGUUGGCUGGGGCGCUGCAUUCCUGUGGAUAAACCUUUCUGGAGCUUUAGACAGCAGCCAGAAGACCUGCAACAAAAGCCACAAUCAAGCUCCUCCACCAGAGCGAAUGAGAAGUGACCCCCAGCCCACCAGAUUCUGGAAGGAUAUAGUUCACAGUAAACCACUCUCCCCAGCCCAGCAGCCAGCUCCUUUCUAAUUUUAGUCGACUCUUUAAAUAGUUAUCUCCUCCGCAUUGCACAAAAGUUGUCUUUGAAACCUAAGCCAUCGAGGAUUCAUCUGUUGAGCAACAAACCACUGACUGUGCAGUGAGUUAUGGGGAUUCCAUCCCUUUCUGAGCUCUUCCCUGCUCUUGGUUGUGCAGCUGCCCCAAUUUGUGCAGGGCCCUGGUUGUGGGUUGCCUUGGAUAGGAAUCUGCUUCUGUAGCUCUUAGACUUGGAGACUGGGCUUUGCUCUUCUAAAUUUGGAUCUUGGGAAGGUUUCUCUAGCUAGUGUUUUCUUCCCCUUUUUCAACAAGAAAAAAAGCCCUAUGCUAAUAAGGAAGUAUGCUCUGCCUCGUUCUGAUGACUCACCCAUCUGUCUUUGGGACUCCUAAGAAAAUUCCUCUCGGCCAUCAUUUUGGAUUGGAUUAAGCUUUUUGACUGCAGUGUCAAACUGUAGGUCUUAUGGUCUUCCCCAUCUUAAUGCCGGCUCUGAGAUUCAGCCCUCUUGCUGUUGAUCGAAGUGAAUGCCUUAAAAGGGAUUAGGAUGCAAAAUGUUUUUUGCCAGAUCACCGCUGAUCGGCCCCUUUGACAGCCCAGCCAGAAAUGGGAGGAAGGAAACGCUAUCUGCCCCUGCACUCCAGUGCCAAGCACUGCAUCGGUUGGCUCCAGACAAAUGUUUGCCAGGGCACAUGCCAGGGAAUUCAGAAAUGUUUCCACUUUCAGAACGUUGCACUACUUGACAUGUUCAAUCCCUGUGCCAUGUGUUGUGAUAUCCAAGGGGCUGCUUUAUUUUCCAUUGUUGUUGGAGCCGCGGUUGCUGCAACAGCGUCCCGAGAACAUUAUGAUAGUAAUGGUGUAAGAAAAUGAUUCUGAGAGUAAAAUAAAUAUUUGAUCCUAUGCUGUGUAAACAAUAUGUUCGUAAAUGUUUUAAGGCUCACUCAUUCUUUAUUAUGGUUCUCAUCUUGAUAUCUCCCUCCCUCCUGUGGAAUAAAACUGCUCUCUGACUUCAAA